GUAUCCCUCCGCGGGGCGAGAGGGUCGGUGGGGGGAGUCGGCGUCUCUCUCCCCCGCGCCAGCUCCCGUACACGGAGCCGCAUUCCUUGGCCCCCCCCCCCCCCCCCCCCCGGGCCCCCCCCCCCCGCCCCCCUCGGGAAAAAAAUCCACCCCAAAUCACUCGAACCCGAGGGAGGCUUCCUUUCACCCUUGGGGAGACGAGCUUUCAACGGUUACCUCUUCUUCGUCUCCCCCCAAGCCCCUGUCCCCUCCCUGCUCCCACCCCCUUCUGGCGCCGGGUGUAAGGUCCCUUUAAGGCGACGGCGCCUUUCUCGGGUCAGACUACCGGCGGCGACGACCACGGGAGCAUGGCAGACACCGACCUGUUCAUGGAAUGUGAGGAGGAGGAGUUGGAGCCGUGGCAGAAAAUCAGUGAUGUCAUUGAGGACUCUGUAGUUGAAGAUUAUAAUUCAGUGGAUAAAACUACCACAGUUUCUGUGAGCCAGCAGCCAGUCUCGGCUCCAGUGCCCAUCGCUGCCCAUGCUUCUGUUGCUGGGCACCUCUCUACAUCCACCACCGUUAGUAGCAGCGGGGCACAGAACAGCGACAGUACAAAGAAGACUCUUGUCACACUAAUUGCCAACAACAAUGCUGGCAAUCCUUUGGUCCAGCAAGGUGGACAGCCACUCAUCCUGACCCAGAAUCCAGCCCCAGGUCUGGGCACAAUGGUUACUCAACCAGUAUUGAGGCCUGUUCAGGUCAUGCAGAAUGCCAAUCAUGUGACUAGUUCCCCUGUGGCCUCACAACCAAUAUUUAUCACUACGCAGGGAUUUCCUGUAAGGAAUGUCCGGCCUGUACAAAAUGCAAUGAAUCAGGUUGGGAUUGUGCUGAACGUACAGCAAGGCCAAACAGUUAGACCAAUUACACUAGUUCCAGCCCCAGGUACCCAGUUUGUUAAGCCGACAGUUGGAGUUCCACAAGUGUUCUCCCAGAUGACCCCUGUGAGGCCAGGCUCCACAAUGCCUGUGAGGCCCACCACCAACACCUUCACCACCGUCAUCCCGGCCACUCUUACCAUUCGAAGCACCGUCCCACAGUCCCAGUCCCAGCAGACCAAGUCCACUCCCAGCACUUCCACCACUCCCACUGCCACACAGCCAACCUCACUGGGGCAACUAGCUGUUCAGUCUCCUGGCCAGUCAAACCAGACCACAAAUCCCAAGCUAGCUCCCUCCUUCCCCUCUCCACCUGCAGUGAGCAUUGCCAGCUUUGUCACUGUGAAGCGACCUGGCGUUACAGGUGAAAAUAGCAAUGAAGUGGCCAAAUUGGUGAAUACCCUUAACACAAUCCCUUCCCUGGGCCAGAGUGCUGGGCCAGUGGUGGUGUCCAACAACAGCUCUGCUCAUGGCUCUCAAAGAACCAGCGGACCUGAGUCAUCAAUGAAAGUGACCUCUUCCAUCCCAGUAUUUGACCUCCAGGAUGGUGGACGGAAAAUAUGUCCACGGUGUAAUGCUCAAUUUCGUGUUACUGAAGCUUUGAGAGGUCACAUGUGUUACUGUUGCCCAGAAAUGGUUGAAUACCAGAAGAAAGGAAAGUCCCUGGAUUCAGAACCCAGUGUCCCAUCAGCAGCAAAGCCCCCAUCCCCUGAGAAAACAGCUCCUGUUGCUUCCACACCCUCUUCUACACCUAUUCCUGCUCUGUCACCACCUACCAAAGUACCAGAGCCAAAUGAGAACGUGGGUGAUGCCGUCCAGACCAAACUCAUUAUGCUUGUAGAUGACUUCUACUAUGGACGGGAUGGUGGCAAAGUAGCCCAGCUCACAAAUUUCCCUAAGGUCGCCACAUCUUUCCGAUGCCCACAUUGUACCAAAAGGCUAAAAAACAAUAUUCGAUUCAUGAACCAUAUGAAACACCACGUAGAACUCGAUCAGCAGAACGGUGAGGUAGAUGGUCACACUAUCUGCCAGCACUGUUACCGCCAGUUUUCCACUCCCUUCCAGCUUCAGUGCCACUUGGAAAAUGUUCAUAGUCCCUAUGAAUCUACUACCAAGUGCAAGAUCUGUGAGUGGGCGUUUGAAAGUGAGCCACUAUUUCUCCAGCAUAUGAAGGAUACUCAUAAGCCUGGAGAGAUGCCUUAUGUUUGCCAGGUGUGUCAAUAUCGCUCCUCACUCUACUCUGAGGUAGACGUGCAUUUUCGGAUGAUCCAUGAGGAUACCCGGCAUCUGCUCUGCCCUUAUUGCCUGAAGGUCUUCAAAAAUGGCAAUGCAUUCCAACAGCAUUACAUGAGGCACCAGAAGAGAAAUGUUUAUCACUGCAACAAAUGCCGGCUGCAGUUUCUCUUUGCCAAGGACAAAAUUGAACACAAGCUUCAACACCAUAAAACCUUCCGUAAACCCAAGCAGCUGGAGGGCUUGAAACCAGGCACCAAGGUGACAAUCCGGGCUUCCCGAGGGCAGCCACGAACUGUUCCUGUAUCCUCUAAUGAUACACCUCCCAGCGCCUUGCAGGAGGCAGCACCGCUGACCUCCUCAAUGGACCCUCUGCCUGUCUUCCUUUAUCCCCCUGUCCAGCGCAGCAUCCAGAAGAGAGCUGUUAGGAAAAUGAGUGUCAUGGGCCGGCAGACAUGCCUGGAGUGCAGCUUCGAGAUCCCAGACUUCCCUAAUCAUUUCCCUACUUACGUACACUGCUCUCUGUGUCGCUAUAGCACCUGCUGCUCUCGAGCUUAUGCCAACCACAUGAUCAACAAUCAUGUUCCACGGAAGAGCCCCAAGUAUUUGGCUUUGUUUAAAAAUUCUGUGAGUGGAAUCAAGCUGGCCUGCACUUCGUGUACCUUUGUUACCUCUGUGGGUGAUGCUAUGGCCAAGCAUUUGGUAUUCAACCCCUCUCACAGAUCCAGCAGCAUCCUGCCACGGGGACUCACUUGGAUAGCUCACUCAAGGCAUGGCCAGACUCGUGACCGAGUGCAUGACCGGAACGUGAAGAAUAUGUACCCUCCUCCUUCCUUCCCCACUAACAAAGCUGCCACUGUGAAAUCUGCGGGGGCCACCCCAGCUGAGCCUGAAGAGCUACCAACUCCCUUAGCCCCAGCACUCCCAUCACCAGCCUCAACUGCAACCCCACCACCAACCCCCACUCACCCACAGCCUUUAGCCCUUCCACCAUUGGCUACAGAGGGAGCUGAAUGUCUGAAUGUUGAUGAUCAGGAUGAAGGGAGCCCAGUCACCCAGGAACCUGAGCCAGCAUCAGGUGGUGGUGGUAGUGGGGUUGGCAAAAAGGAGCAGCUGUCUGUGAAGAAGCUUCGAGUAGUACUGUUUGCUCUAUGCUGCAAUACAGAACAGGCAGCUGAACACUUCCGAAAUCCCCAGCGACGUAUUCGGCGUUGGCUUCGACGUUUCCAGGCCUCCCAGGGGGAGAAUCUAGAGGGCAAAUAUCUAAGCUUUGAGGCAGAAGAGAAACUGGCUGAGUGGGUGCUAACCCAGCGUGAACAACAGCUACCUGUAAAUGAGGAGACCUUGUUCCAGAAGGCCACCAAAAUAGGACGUUCUUUGGAAGGGGGGUUUAAGAUCUCCUAUGAGUGGGCUGUGCGUUUCAUGCUGCGGCACCACCUGACUCCCCACGCCCGGCGAGCUGUGGCCCACACCCUACCUAAGGAUGUGGCAGAGAAUGCAGGACUCUUCAUUGAAUUUGUACAACGGCAGAUUCACAACCAGGACUUACCCUUGUCUAUGAUUGUGGCUAUUGACGAGAUAUCCUUGUUCCUGGAUACAGAGGUGCUGAGCAGUGAUGACCGAAAGGAGAAUGCCCUGCAGACAGUGGGCACAGGGGAACCUUGGUGUGAUGUAGUCCUGGCCAUUCUGGCAGAUGGCACUGUCCUUCCCACCCUGGUUUUCUACAGAGGGCAGAUGGAUCAGCCUGCUAACAUGCCAGAUUCCAUAUUGCUAGAGGCAAAGGAGAGUGGCUACAGUGAUGAUGAGAUAAUGGAGCUGUGGUCAACUCGAGUGUGGCAGAAGCACACAGCUUGCCAGCGCAGCAAAGGCAUGCUUGUGAUGGACUGUCAUCGCACUCACUUGUCAGAGGAGGUACUGGCUAUGCUUAGUGCCUCUAGCACUUUGCCUGCAGUGGUCCCAGCAGGGUGUAGCUCCAAAAUUCAGCCAUUAGAUGUAUGCAUCAAAAGAACUGUCAAGAACUUCCUGCAUAAAAAGUGGAAGGAACAGGCUCGGGAAAUGGCAGAUACUGCAUGUGAUUCUGAUGUCCUGCUUCAGCUGGUGCUUGUCUGGCUGGGUGAAGUGCUAGGUGUCAUUGGGGACUGUCCAGAGCUAGUUCAGCGCUCCUUCCUGGUGGCUAGUGUUCUGCCUGGCCCUGAUGGCAACAUUAACUCACCUACAAGAAAUGCUGACAUGCAGGAGGAGCUAAUUGCCUCCCUAGAGGAGCAACUGAAGUUGAGUGGGGAACAUUCUGAGUCUUCCACUCCACGACCCAGAUCAUCUCCUGAAGAGACAAUUGAGCCUGAAAGCCUUCACCAGCUCUUUGAGGGUGAAAGUGAAACCGAGUCUUUCUAUGGCUUUGAAGAAGCUGACCUAGAUCUGAUGGAGAUUUGAGUGUUGGGGUCAUGAGGGGGUGUGGAGUGGGGGUGGGAACAUGUGAGGGAGGGUAAAGGGGCUUAGGGAAAAGGGGGCAUACCAGGUGGGGUAUUUGGUUUAUAUUUUUUAAUUUUACACCACCACUCCCCCCUGAAGUUGACUUACACUUCCCUGUGGAUUUGUGGAUUAAUUAGGAAAACCAAUAGUAAUCACGUCUGAGCCAAGGAGCUGGCCCAUUGGUCAUUCACUUCUGCUAAAAACAAGUUUUUGUGACUUUUUUUUUUUUUUUUUUUAAAUUUAAAUCACUGUGUUUGGUAUUUUUCUGACAAAAUUAAGAAAAAGAAAAAAAAAUUUGUGGGCAAAUGUUAAAUUUUUUUGUUUCCCCUUUUACCUCGAUUGUAUCAUAGUACUUCUGGGUUUUUUUGUUUCAUUGUGUGGCCAAUGUCUUUGGGCAUGAUGCUAUCUAAUCAUUGUCAAUGUGAGAACAUUUCUGAAGAUGGGAAAGACAAAUUAUGUAGCUCACAAACUGGUUUAUUAUAUAUAUGGAUAAAAAACUUUUUUCAUUGUGGUCUUAACACUUUUAUAUAAAAAUGAAAAUGGAAAAGUCCCACUGAACUCUCUCUUCCUUCUCCUUUUCUUGCCUUUCCUCUCCAGAGAUGUUGGUUUCUACAGCAACCCUAGAUAUAAAAUUGUGGCUUUAAAAAUGCAUGAAACCACCUUUAAUUAUCCAGAAUGAAUAGAUUUGUCUUUUCCUCACCACUUUCCCUCCAAAACAUGACAUAAACAAUAUUUUUUGCACUUGUGAUCCUUGGCCCCUUUCCCCGUUCUCACACCAUCCAUCACUGUGGACAAAGGAUCAUAUAGGUGUUACUAGCAAGCAAGAGGUACUGAGGUGAUCAAACAGUUUUAGGGUGGAAGCCAUUCCCAGUUUGAGUCUUCAUCCUGUAAGCCCCCGGGGCAGUCCCUACUUUUGAACUUCAUCCUGUUAAAUGGCGAACAUGCCUGUUUAAGGGAUUGCCGGUCCUAUAGUCAGGAGCUAAUUGUUCAAGAAGUGUUGAACUUCAAAAAGACAAGACAGACCACUUGUUGAAAUCCAGCAUACUCUGUGGCUUUCCCCUAUUUCUCUUAAUACUUAGGGAAGAAUCUGAUAGGAAGAAGCGCACAGGGGUGUGCACAAAGAAAAUGACAUGAAUCUUUAUUUUUCACUGCCAGCUUCAAGGAAAAAAUUUUUUCUACAAUUUGCAUGAGGGAUUUUUUAAAUUGUAUGUACUCAUGAUUUUAAACCAAAACGUACUGUACCGUACAGAGAAAAGGAGCAAAAAACCAAGUCUUCUGUUUAUCCUGAGACUUUUCAACAAUGUUCCCCUCCUGUGAGCCAAGGAGGCAACCUGCACAAGCUUGUAAAUGGUUCGUCUUUAAAAUGUACAUAAGUGGAACAUUUAAUAAAAUGAGGGGAAAUGGAUUUAUAAACUUGUUUUUUUUCUAGGUGACCCUGUUUAAUAGGCUUUCACAGACUGGGAAAUGCUCAAGAUGUGAUGGGCCUGGUGGUACAGGUGUGACAUUUGUUACCACCCAUUUCUCCCACCCCACCCUGCUUUUUUGUUUGUUUUUUCAUCCCCCAGCACACUAUAAUAUAGUGAACUGGAAAAGUCCCUUCCAGAAACAGCUUGGCCAGCUUUGUGAACCCUUGACAUCUGAAAACAACUAAGGAUCCAUCUGGGCUUCUCUUCCCCAGCUUUUUGCCUGAUGCCAUUUUAUUGACUAUGGACUUUGAAGUCAGCCUUUGCCUUUGAGAAAGUUCAAGAACUGAUUGGUCACUUCUAUCUACAACAACCUAAUCCUACUCUGGUAGUUUCUGCAGCAGCCACAGCCUUAGCAGAGCUGGGGUUCCUGUCCUCUGCACACGAUUGACUUUCUUGAUGGGUAAUUUUUUUUUUAAGAUCAUAAUACCAACAGUGGAUCAGCUGGGUUUUGGCCAGGAAGUUGUCUUUGUGGACUCUGCCUGCAUGGCUUAGUAGUAGAAGGAAAAUUUUUUUUGGUUUUGUUUUUUAUAAUUCAGUUUAAUCAAUAAACAUGUAUUUAUUGACUAUU
This is a messenger RNA of Piliocolobus tephrosceles (Ugandan red Colobus), 6650 nucleotides long. RefSeq names its product pogo transposable element derived with ZNF domain (gene POGZ). Gene Ontology annotation, biological process: regulation of DNA-templated transcription. The transcript has 19 exons. Bases 348 to 4577 code for a protein of 1409 amino acids. NCBI's taxonomy places the organism in Eukaryota, Metazoa, Chordata, Mammalia, Primates, Cercopithecidae. The record is from RefSeq and is a predicted model, not a curated record. Gene Ontology annotation, molecular function: DNA-binding transcription factor activity, RNA polymerase II-specific; RNA polymerase II cis-regulatory region sequence-specific DNA binding.